AUGCCAAAGCUCAUCCUGGAGGAGCUGGAUACCCACCUGCUCGUCUUCUCGCCCUACCUCGCGCUCACCAAGCUGCUGGCCGCCGACCCCCAGCUCGCCGACCUCGGCCAGAACGCCUGGGCCGCGCUCAACGACGCGCACAGGACGGACCUGCCGCUGGUGCACGCGCCGCACGUGCUGGCGCUGGGGUGCGUGUACCUGGCCAGCGUCGUGUGCAGCAGGGACAUCCGCGCGUGGCUGCAGACCCUCGACGUGGACCUUAACCAGGCGCGCAUUGAUUUACUCACAAGUCACACCAUUUGA
This is a messenger RNA of Monoraphidium neglectum, 303 nucleotides long. RefSeq names its product Cyclin-C. The record is from RefSeq and is a predicted model, not a curated record. Gene Ontology annotation, cellular component: mediator complex; nucleus. NCBI's taxonomy places the organism in Eukaryota, Viridiplantae, Chlorophyta, Chlorophyceae, Sphaeropleales, Selenastraceae. Gene Ontology annotation, biological process: positive regulation of transcription by RNA polymerase II. The coding region runs from base 1 to 303 and encodes 100 amino acids. Gene Ontology annotation, molecular function: cyclin-dependent protein serine/threonine kinase regulator activity. The transcript is spliced from 2 exons.